AUGGACCCUAGCACCACCGAUCCCGAUAUGCUGAUCGCGGAGUAUGACGCCGUCGAUGAAAAGCCAGAACCAGCUGUCAUACAUCCUGAUGAUGCUGCCGAGGAGCCGGAAUCAGAACCUCUUGCCAACGACUAUGAAGCAAUGAAGGCCCGGUUUCUGGCCCCGUUUCCAGAUCUAGAGAUAGAAGGCGAAGCAGUGUCCACAUGGACCGUCGAGAACUACAGGAAUCUCCAGCAGAAAGAAAGAGGACCAACCUUCGAAUGUGAAGCUGGGAACAACGUGGAAGCCGCAUCUCUAUAUCUAGAGCAAGGAAGGGAGGAGGGCAAUCUAGAGGACAAGCCGCGAGAAGAAAUGACAGCUUGCGUGCAAUUCACCCUGGUAUUAUGGAAUAAAAACGACCCAUCAAUUUACACCCACCACAGUAUGCAGGCUCACCUUGGUGUGAAAAGUGGAGAGACUGACCGAGCUUUAGCGGCAAAUCAUAGAUUUACAACAGAAGAGAGUGAUUGGGGCUUCACGAGGUUUGCAGAGCUGAGGAAAAUGUUCGCUCCUCAAUGGGAAGGAAAGGGCCGACCGAUGGUCGAAAACGAGUCUGUAAACGUGACAGCUUAUGUUCGCGCCUAUAAAGACCCUACGGGUGUCUUGUGGCACAACUUUCAGAACUACAACUCGAAGAAGGAGACUGGGAUGGUAGGGUUGAAAAACCAAGGUGCAACGUGCUAUCUGAACUCUCUCUUACAAUCCCUAUACUUCACAAACGCAUUUCGGAAGGCAGUCUAUCAAAUACCUACGAACCAAGAUUCGGAUCGGGCCAAGAGUGCUUGGGCACUUCAACGACUUUUCUAUCAAGUGCAGACAAAUGAAGACGCAGUCUCGACUCAGGAAUUAACGCAAUCCUUUGGUUGGGAGACAAGGCAUAUCUUUGAGCAACAAGAUGUCCAGGAAUUAACGCGAAUUCUCAUGGAACGUAUGGAAGAAAGAAUGAAAGGCACUGAGGCAGAAAAUGCUUUGGCCAAGAUGUUCAGUGGCAAAAUGAAAACUUACAUAUCUUGUAUCAACGUAGAUUACGAAUCCUCGAGGAUAGAAGACUUCUGGGACCUACAACUGAAUGUGAGCGGGAAUAAGAAUCUAGACGACAGUUUCAGGGACUAUAUCCAAGUCGAGACUAUGGAUGGAGAGAACAAAUACUACGCCGAGGGGUUCGGUCUCCAAGAGGCUAGAAAGGGUGUCAUUUUCGACAGCUUUCCUCAGGUUUUGCAUCUGCAAUUAAAGCGUUUCGAAUAUGAUCUGAACCGAGACGCAACGAUGAAAAUCAACGACCGCUAUGAGUUCCCAGAGACUUUCGACGCAACACCAUAUCUAUCAGACACAGCCGACAAAUCCGAGCCCUACAUCUAUAAUUUACACAGCGUCCUAGUCCAUAGCGGUGAUUUCAACGCGGGUCACUAUUAUGCCUUCCUGAGACCAAGUGCAGAGGAUCAAUUCUACAAGUUCGACGACGACCGUGUGACGCGGGCGACCUUGAAGGAGUCAAUGGAGGAAAAUUUUGGGGGUGACUACACAAAUAAACCUAAUGGAGUGCCAGUGCGAAAUCCUUAUACAAGGACCUUAUCAACCAAAAGAUCUAUGAGUGCUUAUAUGCUGGUGUACAUACGACAAAGUCGAAGGAAGCACGUUCUCCAUGAGGUUUCUGAAACAGACCCUCCACCACAUCUUGCGCAACAACUCCAAGAAGAACGUGCGGCUGUUGAACGCCGGAGAAAGGAGAGGGAAGAGCAACAUCUGUACCUAUCAAUCUGGGUGGUCACCGAGGACAAUUUUAGAGCCCAUCAAGGUUUUGAUCUUACGAGCUGGGAUGCCGAUAACGACACGCCGUCCAAACCGCUCCUGCAUCGAGUUCUCAGAGCUUCCACAGUCGCUGAACUGACGCAGAAGGUCGCCGAGAGCCAAAAUAUUGCGGCAGACCACAUUAGAUUGUGGGUCAUGGUCAACCGGCAGAACAAAACAGUUCGCCCAGAUCAACCUCUUGAAGAUCCAAAUAUGACGAUUGAGAACACCUACGUCAAGCAUGGAGCUAGAGAUAGGAGCUUUCGCUUAUGGGCUGAGCAAGCAUCAGUAUUUGACAACGGCAAACCUGUAUGGCCUGACUUACAGGUUGUGAAUAAGAAUGAUCCCCCUAUCUUAAUUUUUUUGAAACACUUUGAUGCAGAGCAGCAGACCUUGAUGGGGGUAGGGCAUGUCUACCUGAAAAAACACUCGAAAGUUUCAGACAUGUUCCCACUGAUUUCCCAAAUAAUGGGCUGGACUCCUAAAUCAACCAACCUCACAAAUGGGCUAACGAAUGGCGCCAUCUCAACACCGACUAUCGCCUUGUACGAAGAGAUCAAGAGCUCAAUGAUAGAGCCAAUGAAGCCAAAAGCAACACUGCAACAUGCUGAAAUUCAGGACGGUGACAUCGUUUGCUUUCAGAAACAGAUUUCAGAGAAGCAGACUUCUAUGAUAGCCGCUACGGGAAGCUAUACGGAUGCAAGAGAAUUCUAUGAUUACCUUCUGAAUCGAAAGCAAGUCACCUUUUCGCCAAGAGGCUUGGUAGAAGACCCAGAAGCCACCUUCAAGCUGGACUUGAGCCGGAGAAUGUCUUACGAGCAAUAUUCUGCCAAGGUCGGAGAGAAAUUGAAAGUCGACCCAACACAUAUACGCUUUUCUACUGUCAACUCGGUCACGCUGAAACCAAAAGCAAUUGUCAGACGCAACGCAGCUCAAAGUCUAAGCCAAGUCUUGAGCCCUUCCUUUGGCACGUAUGGCAACAGCAACCAACGAGAUGACGCGCUAUAUUAUGAGGUCCUUGAAAUGAGUUUGAGUGAACUUGACACCAGGAAGAACCUCAAGGUAGUAUUCCUCACAGAGGGUCAAUCUAGAGAAGAACUCCAUGAUAUCCUUGUGCCAAAGAUGGGCGUCAUUUCCGACCUAGUCGAUGGGUUGGCUAAGAAAGCCUCCCUUAACAAAGAGACGAUGCAGAACUUGCGAAUAUAUGAAAUUAGCAGCGGAAGAAUCCAUCGGGAAUACAGAAUGGACACACCCCUGACCACAAUCACGGAAUAUAGCAGUCUGGUUGCUGAGGUCAUACCUGAGGAGGAGCGCAAUCUUGAAGAUGAUGACGUUCCUAUCUGUUGCUUUCACUUUGACAAAGAGCCAAACAAAGCACAUGGUAUCCCUUUCAAAUUCGUCAUCAAACCGGGUGAGGUAUUCUCUAAAACGAAGGAGCGAUUGUCAAAAAGAACAGGUCUUAAAGGCAAACAGUUCGAAAAAAUUAGAUUUGCAGUCAUACAACGAUCUAUCUACGCUAAGCCGAUAUACCUCGAUGACGAGAAUAUAGUCUCCGACGUCGCGCGGCCUCCAGACGAUUGCAUAGGCCUGGAUCAUGUAAAUAGAAGCAAAGCGUUUGGAGGCAAAGGGGACUCGAUGUUUAUCCGGUGA
Molecule: messenger RNA, 3477 nt
Organism: Bacidia gigantensis
Lineage: Eukaryota; Fungi; Ascomycota; Lecanoromycetes; Lecanorales; Ramalinaceae
Exons: 9
Coding region: 1-3477 (1158 amino acids)
Biological process (GO): protein deubiquitination; regulation of protein stability
Cellular component (GO): cytosol; nucleus
Molecular function (GO): protein binding; cysteine-type endopeptidase activity; cysteine-type deubiquitinase activity
Source: RefSeq, a predicted model, not a curated record